AUGGCGAUUGAAGACGUGAUUGUGGCUAUUGCCAUGGAGGCAGAGGCCAAGCCUUUCAUCGAUCAUCUUGGCUUGAAGAAAGAUGAGAGUUUCUUCCCGCCCCACACUCCCUUUGUGGCAUUUACUGGCACUCAUAACCAGUGCAAAGUCACCGUGGUUUUCAAUGGAAAAGACACCGUAUACAACACUGGCGUAGACAAUGUCGGAACUGUUCCUGCAAGCAUUGCUACAUUUCUGGCGCUGAACAAAAUGACCAGUGAAGCUCCCGACAAGGAACAUUUACUCAUCAACGCUGGCACUUGCGGUGGCUUCAAACGCAAGGGAGCCGAAAUUGGAGACGUCUUCUUGACGACGGCAGUCGCCAAUCAUGAUCGUAGAAUCCCAAUUCCAGAUUUUGUGCCCUUGGGCAUUGGAAAAUUAGAAACUGUCAAUGCCACCAAAAUGGCAGAAGCUUUCAGCUACAAGACGGGAGUAUGCACAACAGGCAAUUCACUCGACAAAACAGAAAAGGACGAUGAACUCAUGCUGGCCAAUGAUGCAUCCGUAAAGGACAUGGAAGCCGCCGCUAUUGCUUGGAGUUGCAAACUUCACAACGUUCCCUUUUUGGGUGUCAAAGUCGUCACGGACAUUGUCGAUGGUGGUGUUCCAACACAAGACGAAUUCUUGGAAAACCUGCAAUCCGCUUCCAAAAGUCUUCAAGGGGCCCUACCCAAAGUCUUGGAUUAUGUUUGUGGAAAAACUCAUUCAGAGUUGUAG
Messenger RNA from Seminavis robusta, 756 nucleotides. Lineage: Eukaryota; Bacillariophyta; Bacillariophyceae; Naviculales; Naviculaceae. The record is from the annotation of a GenBank genome assembly.